Messenger RNA from Colletotrichum acutatum, 2157 nucleotides. RefSeq lists its product as uncharacterized. Gene Ontology annotation, cellular component: plasma membrane. The record is from RefSeq and is a predicted model, not a curated record. Bases 1 to 2157 code for a protein of 718 amino acids. Gene Ontology annotation, biological process: sodium ion transmembrane transport. Lineage: Eukaryota; Fungi; Ascomycota; Sordariomycetes; Glomerellales; Glomerellaceae. The transcript is spliced from 8 exons.
AUGGUCAAUUUUGGUAAGGAAUUGUACGAUCUCUUCGCGCCGAGUGCCGACAAAGGCGAAGAUGGCCGUGAUGUUUGGGGCUCUCGUAUAUCCUUUAUCUUCGCCGCGAUGGGGGGGGGGGGGCACAUCGGUCAAGCGUACAGAGGAGGCUGCGUCCUUGCGUGGCAUCAUGCAAACAAGCGUGCCGAGGGUGUUGGAUUCGGCGUCGUCUAUAUCGGUUAUGCGAUUGUUAUCUACUACGUUCCGAUCAUCGCCUGGAUAAUGACAUACUUUCGGUACUCUUUUCACAAUCCACUACCAUGGACGGGAAGAAAUACCGAGUUCUCCGAAGGAAGCGUCCUCCAGAAUGUCGACCCUAUCGCUGGAAACUUGACGGCAGAUGGCAGCGCAGUUCAAGACUACACAGCUUGUCCAGGUUUGGGCAUAGUCACGGAGACUACAUUAUGGAACCUCUUCACAUGGUUUGUCGUUUGGCUGUGUAUGUUCAAGGGCAUUGGACUUACUGACCGAGUGGUGUAUCUCACAAUGGCGAUGCCAAUCAUUCUCAUAAUCGUUCUUAUCGGACGCGGCUGCUCUCUGCCGAAUGCCAUCGAUGGCAUCAGAAUAUACUGGACCGAGUGGCAUGGUGAAAAGCUUGCCUCGGGCACCAUUUGGCAAGAGGCUUGCGGUCAAAUUCUUUUCAGCACUGGCAUUGGCAUGGGAUACUACACGAGUUAUGCUUCCUACAACUCUAAGUACUCGAAUGCAGUUCAGGACGCUCUAAUCAUCUGCAUCUCUAACUCUCUUAUCGAGGUUAUUGGCUCGAUGUCUGUAUUCGGAAUCGUAGGGUACCUCGGCAUGCACCCCGACACCAGCGAAAGACUCAACACCUUUGUCGUCGGAUUCCUCACAUACCCGGAGGCCAUCGCCGAGAUGCCUGGUGCAAACGUUUGGGGCGUGCUCUUUGCCACUCUCUUCAUUGUCGGGCUCGGAUCAGCGUUUGCACUCCUGGAGACUUUGGUGACCAUGGUUUGCGAUACAGACUGGGGCAAGAAGUUCUCCCGGCCUUAUGUGUCGUCCAUCAUAGUUGCUGCCUCCUUCCUCAUCUCACUGCCAUUCUGCACAGAGUUUGGAUACAUUCUCUAUGGUGAGGCCGUGUGUGAUACCACGCUCUACCGAUACCGCGAUGUUGUUGACCAGUGCGGCCUUCUAUCUUGGCGCUUGGACAACAUCUUUGGCUACAUUGGAGGUACGGUGAUUGGCCUCGUUAUCGCCCAUACGGUAUCUCCUGAAGCCGGCACAGGUGCUGGUCUUGGGAUAUUUAUCGUCAGCAUGAUCUCUUCAGUGCUGUCUUCUUCCGACCCUCCAGCCUACACACCUAGAUUCUUUUCGAAGAAUACUCCUUCAAGACGCUUUUGGUAUUUGACAUCCUACUCUUGGAAGAUCCCGGCUAUUUGGGGUUUCAUUCUCAAGUAUAACACGGCGCCGAUUGUGGCGAUCAUUUUCUCCCUUUCCUAUCCCAACUUCUAUGCCAAGAACCGGAUGGACCCGCUGCACAUUGCUGGGUUUGCCUUUAUGCAUAUUGUACUUGUCAGUUCCCUCGUUGGGCUGAUCAUGCCCCGCUGGUUCAAUGUUUUCGUUCCUGAACACAAGAAGCUCGAGGGUGACUAUCCCGUCAUGCCUGGCAUCAUCUUCUCGAGAGCCAACGCAGAAGGAACAUUAGAUAUUGAUGGAAUGCCGCACAACGCCCAUGACACUAUCCUGAGGCUCGAGGAAUUAGCGGCGAGGAGAACCUGGCACGAGAGAGAUCCUCGACCGAGGAAAAGAUCGCUGACAAGCGCCAAUAAACCGAGCAUAUACAUGAAGUCAUGCGGCUGCCCCAGUGCAGCUGCGACAGAGACCUUCACAUUCGGCUGCGACAAGAGUGCCUGUCCUAGGGUGGGCUGCAGCACCAGCUACACCAUUGUCUCUGGCGAAGAGGCAUGCACAGGUAGUGCAAGUGUGUCUGCCACGGCGGCGACGACCGAUGUGGUCACAGUGACGACGACGACACAAGCGACUACGGCCGCUACUGGCUCACAAGCCGGCACAGCAUCAGGUGCUUCGGGCUCUUCAGCUUCUCCUAGUGCGACGCCGAAUGCGGCUGGACGACUGGCAAUUCCAUUCAAGUUUUGGUAG